CUGUGCAAGAGUGGGAGGAGCUAAGCUUGGGAGCCGCGCCGGAGGCAGGGCGGGCGCGAUGACGUCACGGCACGCCGCCGCAGAGCAAUUCGAGGAAGCGGCGGCUGGGAGGAGGAGGAGGUUUUGUGGCCUGCGACUUCCGAGCGGCCCAGGGGAGAAGCGCGCUGUCGGGGUGGGGCGGGCCUGAGGAAACGCUCCGGGGCCCAGCGGCCCUAUCAGUUCCCCUUGGCCGUCCUCGCCCCUCCCCCAAACCACUCAGCGACCGCGUAGGAUGCAGACAUCAGAGCGUGAGGGGUGUGGGCCAGAGGCGAGCCCCAGCGUGAUGCCCGAGGCUUCCCCAGAGUCUCCACCUGCCCCUACCAAGUCUCCGGCGUUUGAUCUUUUCAACUUGGUUCUGUCCUAUAAGAGGCUUGAGAUCUACCUGGAACCCUUGAAGGACGCAGGUGAUGGUGUCCGGUACUUGCUCAGGUGGCAGAUGCCUUUGUGUUCCUUGCUGACUUGCCUGGGCCUCAACAUCUUGUUCCUCACUUUGAAUGAGGGUGCAUGGUACUCAGUGGGUGCCCUGGUGAUUUCAGUGCCCGCCCUUUUGGGCUACCUGCAGGAGGUUUGCCGGCCCCAGCUACCCGAGUCUGAGCUCACGCGGAGGAGGUAUCACAGUGUGAGGCAGGAGGGCCUGCAGAGAGUUCGCUUGUCUCGCCCAGAGGCCGUGGCUGAGGUGAAGAGCUUCUUGAUCCAGCUGGAGGCCUUCCUGAGCCGCCUGUGCUGUGCCUGCGAAGCCGCCUACCGUGUGCUGCAGUGGGAGAACCCCACCGUGUCUUCACAGUUCUAUGGGGCUCUUCUGGGCACGGUUUGCGUGCUGUAUCUGCUGCCUCUUUGCUGGGUCCUUGCUCUUUUAAACAGCACGCUCUUUCUGGGAAAUGUGGAGUUUUUCCGAGUGGUGUCAGAGUACAGGGCAUCUCUGCAGCGGCGGUUGCAUCCCAAGCAGGAAGAGGGUGCCUUCCAGAGCCCACCACCUCCAGAUGUUGGGGGGAAGGGCGUUCUGCCAGACUGUACGCCUGCACCCACACCCACAGAGGACCUCACACCAGGCAGUGUGGAGGAGGCUGAGGAGGCUGAGCCUGAUGAAGAGUUUAAAGAUGCAAUUGAGGAGACCCACUUGGUGGUGCUGGAGGAUGAUGAGGGUGCCCCAUGCCCAGCAGAGGAUGAGCUGGCCCUACAGGACAACGGGUUCCUGAGCAAGAAUGAGGUGUUACGCAGCAAGGUGUCACGGCUCACAGAGCGGCUCCGCAAGCGGUACCCCACCAACAACUUUGGGAGCUGUACAGGCUGCUCGGCCACCUUCUCGGUGCUGAAGAAGAGGCGGAGCUGCAGUAACUGUGGAAACAGCUUCUGCUCCCGGUGCUGCUCCUUCAAGGUACCCAAGUCCUCCAUGGGGGCCACAGCCCCAGAAGCCCAGAGAGAGACUGUGUUUGUGUGUGCCUCGUGUAACCAGACCUUGAGCAAGUGAGAAGAGGGGAGAGGGUCCAAGCGGGCGCCGGUCCGUGAGCCAGCAGUAGACCCCACUGUCCCCACCCUUAGCCCCAUGUGGCGUGUGCUGGGCAAAUGUGGCCUGAACUCUAGGUAGGCUUCCCCUUCCUGCCCUUACCAUCUCCAGCUGGGUUCUGGAACUGUUCCCCACUCCUGAAGAUGGCCAGUAAUGACUGCCCUCAAACCCUAGAGGGAAGAGGAGCCCUUCAGAGGCCCUGGCACGUUUGCCUUGCUCUUCCCUGGCCUGUUAGUGGACUCAGGGCUGGGCGGGGAAUGUAAGCUAGAGGGCAGCAGUGAACCACGCCUGGUCUGGACUGGGAUCUCUGAGAAUCAGGACGUCUCUCCACAGCUGGGAAUUCUGAGACCGGAGAUUCAGAAGUUGGGAAAAGAGAUUCAUCCUCCCAGUGGGUCCUGGGCCAGCCCCUUGGCCUCUGAGAGUCUGCAGAGUGCUAUGCCCAACUCUGCUGUUUGAAUGUCCCUCUAGGCAUCAGGAUCUCGUCAUUUCCCCACCAGAGAGUGUGGCCAGGGCUAACAAGACCAAAAGUGCUUCUGGAAACAGGGUUGAAAUUCUCAAGUUCCCCCAGAGGAGGACAUAUCUAGUGGGGCUUGGCAGAAUCCUUAGUCUUAACUGGAGCAAAACAUAGAGAGCCCCAGCAGCCCAAAGGGUCUCAGCCCUGCCUUAUGGAGACCUUGACUUGCGAAUUUCAGCCCUCAUGUUUCCCUGGUGUCUUCAGCCCUGCUGGAUCAAUGCCAGGCACUCAGAUCACUUCUGUUCCCCCUGUUCAGAGCCUUGGGCUUCUCUCCUCUGGUUCAGAGCUAUAUUUCCCUUCCCCAGCCCCUCAUCCCACAGAGUGUGAGACCAGGUGAGCAGAGCAGAGGUCCCGAAGCCCUUGACCCUUGGCCUGGGAAGUGUAGGAUCUCUCUGGGCUGGGUCCUAGAUUCCAGGGUUGUUCCCCAGCAGGACAGUCUCAGUUGUGGGAUAAGGCCACUUGGGGUCCCCAUCCUCUCUCCAACAAUUUCAUAUUUACUUUUAGACUCGGGUUCUGUGCCUCUCUAAGCCAUGAGUGGACCCAGGCACCCCUUCUUUCCCCUGGAGCUGCCCUGCCUUUUGAAGUAUUUAUUUAUUUAUUGCAUGGUUCCUGGGAACAUAUGGCACAGGGGAUGGGCUGAGGAAGAUGGGGCUUCUUCGACCCUAGGAUGCUUCCCUGGAGUCUGCCUGGGACCCAGAGUCCGUAGGAAGUGGAGAUGUUUCUCUACCCUGAGCAGAGACUGAGGAGGCAGGUUGGGGAGACAAGGACCAUCCUAGGCCAGUUUUCUUGUAAGGCCAACCAGUCUAGCUAGGGCGUGGCAACCAGGGACCUGCUGCAGGCCAGCGAGGUACAAGUCCCUGGGGAAUCAGGCAGGCUUUGGUGUAUGGCCUUGCGUGGGCUUCUUUGUCUUGUUCAGAGAUGAGCGUUAAGUACCCUGUGCUUCAUUUACACUGGAGUGGAACUAAUAGGACUUCUGUGUAUAUGGAGAAUUGUCAAUAAAAAGGCCUCAAGCUUC
Pteropus alecto (black flying fox) is the source of this 3072-nucleotide messenger RNA. It is a transcript of the gene ZFYVE27, whose product is annotated as zinc finger FYVE-type containing 27. Gene Ontology annotation, biological process: vesicle-mediated transport; positive regulation of axon extension; neurotrophin TRK receptor signaling pathway. The record is from RefSeq and is a predicted model, not a curated record. The transcript is spliced from 13 exons. Gene Ontology annotation, molecular function: metal ion binding. Gene Ontology annotation, cellular component: endoplasmic reticulum tubular network; growth cone membrane. The coding region runs from base 272 to 1507 and encodes 411 amino acids. Lineage: Eukaryota; Metazoa; Chordata; Mammalia; Chiroptera; Pteropodidae.